CGGUCUGUGUUGAACGGAGAUUCCUCGGAAAUCCGCUAGUAAAAUCAAAUGUGUGCUCAGUUUGUAACUGUGUGCGCCACUGAAGUAUAUCUGUACAGACGAUAAUGUAAUCGCGUUUGUGUGGUGAACUAUUUCUCUGAAUCAACAAAACUUUGCAGGUUACAACGUGUUUGGAGGUUACCUACCUAUCCCAUUUCUCUUGAGUUUCUUCGCAUCUCGUUGCUUCGCGUUAAAGCAGACAAUGCUAAAAGACCUAACCUCCAUGGUCUUGCGACAUACCCGCCCUUCUCGCCGCCAUCUCACCCCCGAACUGAUCCUCCGACUCAUCACCCCCGAGUGCCCUCUCUGGAAUGCUACUGAAGACCAGCUGCCUUUUAAGGAUCCUUUUUGGGGCUUCUAUUGGCCGGGCGGACAGGCUACAGCAAGAUACAUUUUAGAUAAUGGAGAAAUAGUAAAAAAUCGUCAAAUUCUCGACUUAGGCUGUGGUUGUGGAGCUGGGGCAAUAGCAGCGGCGAAAAUGUGUGCCAAGAGAGUUUUAGCUAAUGACAUCGACUCUUAUGCCGUUACAGCUACUCAAAUAAAUGCUAAAUUAAAUGAAGCGAGUGUAAAAACAAGUACAAAUAAUAUCAUUGGAAAUAAUAAUAUAGAUUUUGAUACAAUUCUAGUCGGCGAUAUGUUUUACGACGAGGAAUUUGCCAAUUUCUUAUUCCAAUGGCUUAGGAGACUAGCUUCUGAAGGAAAGGCAGUGUUAAUCGGCGAUCCAGGACGCCACGGGCUUACCGCCAAGCACCACCAACAUAUCUCACUCCUGGCUACAUAUAAACUACCUGAAGACAGUUGUUUAGAGAAUCGAGGAUUCAGUGAUACCACGCUAUGGAUGGUUAACAGUUGAAAAAUACAGCCAAGUUCAACGUCAAACUUUUGAGAUUUUUCUAAAAAUCAAACUCAAAAUCAAAAUAAUCUUUAUUUCAUAGGUAAGCAGCAAGUACGCAGAAGUUGUAUAAAACCUUUAAAGUUUUUGUUUCACUAUAGUUUUAAACC
Messenger RNA from Hyposmocoma kahamanoa, 1041 nucleotides. Its product is annotated as electron transfer flavoprotein beta subunit lysine methyltransferase-like. The transcript has 5 exons. Gene Ontology annotation, biological process: peptidyl-lysine trimethylation. The record is from RefSeq and is a predicted model, not a curated record. Gene Ontology annotation, molecular function: protein-lysine N-methyltransferase activity. Gene Ontology annotation, cellular component: mitochondrial matrix. The coding region runs from base 242 to 892 and encodes 216 amino acids. NCBI's taxonomy places the organism in Eukaryota, Metazoa, Arthropoda, Insecta, Lepidoptera, Cosmopterigidae.